UCCACGUACCCCUUGUACCUCAUGACGAGACCGUGAUGGCAGAGUCAGAAUGGCCACCUUCAUCAUUUGUAAUGUGGGUCUUCUCGUCAGUGAAUGGACAAUGGGAGGAAAAGGCCUUCGUACGUCAAGGGCCGCCCGCAGGGACUAUUGCUCAAUUGGCAGCAUUCGAAUGGUGUCAUGCGCGUCAUGCCGUGUAUUGCCGUGGUGCGCUUUACGUGCAGCGCGAACACCAUUUUGUCAUCAGGUUAUCGUUAUCAGAUAGCACAUACCAGGUAAUUAAACCGCCCAAUACUCUUCAAUCCGUGAGAUACCAUGAUAGCUAUCUAGGAAAAUCCAAAAAGGGAGUGUACUAUGUACUAAUGCUUGGAAAUUCAAACCUUCAAGUAUGGGUCCUUGAAGAAUCGCGUGAUGGAUAUGCUGAGUGGAUGUUGGAGCAUGAUGUAGACCUUCAAGUACUAAUUCCACGUCUCAACUACCGCUCGCAAGCUUACGGGCCAUGGAUCUUGCAGGAUGUUAACUACAACGAAGAUAAGCAUAUCGCUAUUUACAACGAUAAUGAAUCUACAAUAGUAGACCAGGAUUUUGAAUGGAACUCCGAUGAUGAUGCCCUAGACACUGAAGAUAUGGUUGACGAUAUGGUUGACGCAGGCAACCACAAUGGUGCUUCGGUCCUUGGACUCCAUCCUUUCAAAGAAAUCGUCUUCCUAAGCCGUAGCAUAAGUAGGGGAUUGGCGUACCAUUUGAGUACUUCCAAGCUUGAAGACAUCGGUAGCAUAUAUCCAAAGUAUUACCGUGAAGUUUCUGGCCCGCAUAGAGAUAUUCAAGAUUUUUUUCCAUACACGCCUUGCUGGAUGGAGUAGCUCCCCAGUAAAACUUUAUUCCGAAGAAAGAACAACUCCCUCUGAUUGAUAAUUGCUGUCAUGGUUUUAGUGGAAGUUUGCAUUGACUAACUGGUUAAGUUGGUGCAAGCUUGUACAAGACAAGAGACAUAUAUUUUUCUCAUUCUUAAGGACUCUGAUUUUCUGAUUUAUUUUGUUAUUGCUAGCAAAAUGAGUUGUAGCAACAUUUUAAUUGAAUAUUUUUUAGGCCAUUGAGAAUUUUA
This is a messenger RNA of Lolium rigidum, 1102 nucleotides long. RefSeq lists its product as uncharacterized. The record is from RefSeq and is a predicted model, not a curated record. The transcript has 2 exons. Bases 36 to 860 code for a protein of 274 amino acids. NCBI's taxonomy places the organism in Eukaryota, Viridiplantae, Streptophyta, Magnoliopsida, Poales, Poaceae.